AUGCAGCCAAUGGCGUCGUCUUCAGAAAUCAAUGUUGGAAUCUUACACCAGGUUGGUUCUACAUUUGUCAACUCUUCUGAAUUGAUAGUUGAAUCAGAAGAUUAUCUUUUAGCUAUAAUGGCAUCAGUGGAUCUUAUAGAUAUCAGUUCAUCAGACAGCGACUCAGAUUUACGUGAAAUAGACAAUUAUAGAGAUGAGUCUCCUGUUAGGGAUACUGCCUCUUUUUCCAGUUCUAGGGUCCUUCCACCAUGGGCAUCUUCUACUCCUGAUUUGACAGGUUACAAUGAUCUUUCGUGGAAGGCUCCAUCUUUGAAGAUUUCUGAUGAAAUUUCGUUAAAACCCCAUAAGCAUCUGAGUAAUGCUGAAACAGUUGGAACUUCUAGUUCAAACAUGUCUCGAGAUCCAAAUAAUAAAGGUAGUUUUGGUAUAAAUGCUGCAGUACCUCCUUCUCGACAAGCUUUGAAAAGAGCCCUUCCUGCAACCUUUCAGCCUUCUUCAUCUAGUGCAAGAUCCAACAAUUUAGCUGAGAAUGCCAUUACUGAAACUUAUGCAAAACUUAACCAAUCUUCAUGGUCAAAAUUUUCUAAUGGCAAGAACUCUGACAAUUUUAUCGGGGUAAAUCUUAGUGAAUCACCACUCUAUGAAAACAGAGGCAAUAGACAAUUACCACCAUCUCUAUUUCUUGGAAAAUCUCCAUCAGCCAAUCCGUAUGCUGGUCCAAACGAUUCUCUACAUCCCGUGGUUGGUGAAGAAAAGACUACGGAUGCUGAUGAGAGAUUGAUUUUCCAAGCAGCUUUGCAGGACCUUCAUCAGCCUAAAACUGAAGCUAAUGUACGUGAUGGUACCUUGACAGUUUCUCUUCUCAGGCACCAGAAAAUCGCUUUGGCAUGGAUGCUCCAGAAGGAAUCAAGUACUAAUUGUUUGGGUGGAAUUCUGGCUGAUGAUCAGGGCCUUGGUAAGACCGUGUCAAUGAUUGCCCUCAUACAGAUGCAGAGGCUUUUAGAAGCAAAAUCCAAACCUGAAGAUUCUUGUAGCUUCAGAGCUGAACCCUUGAAUUUGGAUGAUGAUGAUGAAAUUAGUGUUGUUAAGCUUGAUGAAGAAAAUCAGACUCAAGGAUCUGAUGAUUUUACGGCACUUCCAAAAUCAAGUCGUUCGAUGGGUGAAUUCCGUGGUAGGAGGCCAGCAGCAGGUACACUUGUUGUCUGUCCAGCCAGUGUUCUUCGACAGUGGGCUCGAGAGUUGGAUGAGAAAGUUACAUCUGAAGCUAGACUUUCGGUUUUAGUCUAUCAUGGAGGAAGUAGGACAAAAGAUCCUGCUGCGUUGGCAAGGUAUGAUGUGGUUGUAACAACAUAUUCCAUUGUGACGAAUGAAGUUCCUAAACGACCUCUGGUUGAAGAGGACGACGAUGAACAAAAAGAUGCAGCAAGAUAUGGAUUAUCUUCUGAAUUUUCCAUAAACAAGAAACCAAAAAAGUCAUCAGUUAAGAAGAGCCGCAAGAAGGGUGGAAAUGAAAUUGAUGUCUCUUCUUUUGAUACUGAUUGUGGUACACUUGCUAGGGUGAAAUGGUCUAGAGUAAUUUUAGAUGAAGCUCAAACAAUAAAAAAUCACAGAACACAGGUAGCUAGAGCCUGCUGCAGCCUUAGAGCAAAACGAAGGUGGUGCUUGUCUGGAACACCUAUACAAAAUUCAAUUGAUGAAGUCUUCAGCUAUUUCAGGUUUCUGAGAUAUCAACCAUAUGAUAAAUUGAAAUCAUUUGGUGCUUCCAUCAAGUUCCCAAUCUCUAGGAAUGCAGUUCAUGGUUACAAGAAACUUCAAGUCAUCUUAAGACAGAUCAUGUUGCGCCGAACAAAAGGUGAUUGCUUUCAUUAUUAG
Messenger RNA from Fraxinus pennsylvanica, 1872 nucleotides. Lineage: Eukaryota; Viridiplantae; Streptophyta; Magnoliopsida; Lamiales; Oleaceae. The record is from the annotation of a GenBank genome assembly.